Molecule: messenger RNA, 1243 nt
Organism: Amphibalanus amphitrite
Lineage: Eukaryota; Metazoa; Arthropoda; Thecostraca; Balanomorpha; Balanidae
Product: glutathione S-transferase 1-like
Exons: 1
Coding region: 141-971 (276 amino acids)
Biological process (GO): glutathione metabolic process
Molecular function (GO): glutathione transferase activity
Source: RefSeq, a predicted model, not a curated record
CGCGCCGUGUAGUGAGCGCGCCCGGCCGGACGCCGGCCCAAGACGACCCAUCCUCCAGUGACGGUGACUGGUCGCCGCGAGUCCAGCUCGGCGGAUACCGUGAGAGCACCGUGCCUCAGCGGAGACGGGCCGGCCGCGCCAUGGAGUCGGAGCAGCACCCGAGCCCCGAGCUGACCGACGAGCAGCUGGCGGCCGCCAUCGCCGAGCCGCCUGUGUCCGGCGAGUGGAAGCUGUACUGGGACGCGGUGCCGCCGCCGUCUCAGGCGGUGCUGCUGACGCUCAGCUGCCUGCCCGAGCUGCGCCGGCGCGUCCGGCUGGUGCGCGUUAACGUGCUGCGCAGCCAGCAGCUGACGGCGGCGUUCCGGGCGCUCAGCCCGCUGCACCAGGUGCCGCUGCUGGAGGCCGCCGGCGGCUCCGUGCUGACCGAGAGCCGCGCAAUCAUGGCCUACCUGGCCGAGGAGGCCGGACCGGCCGGCGCCGCGCUGCUGCCCGACACCGUCCGCGGCCGCGCCGCCGGCCUGCGCUGGACGCUGUUCGACGUCACGUGUCUCUACCCGCGGCUCAAGGAGUACCACCUGCCGGUGAUGGCUGGGCGCGCGGGCCGGCCGCCGGCGGACGCGCUGCCGCCGCUGGCCGAGGCGCUGGCCGUGCUGGACGCCGAGCUGCAGCGCACGCCCUACCUGGCGGGGGAGGCGGCCAGCCUGGCCGACCUGGGCCUGGCGGUGACGGUGGCGCAGGCGCGCGCUGUCGGCGUGCCGCUGACGCACCUGGCCGCCGUCGGCAGCUGGUACGAGCGGCUGCGGCUCCGGCUGCCCGGCCUGCAGCACGCCGAGCGCGGCAGCGCCCAGUACGCGGCCACGCUGCAGCGGCUGAUGGACGCCUGGGAGCGGCGGCACAGCCCAGACACAGCGGCAGAGCGAGACGGCCCCAGGGAGGAGGCAGAGCGCAGAGACUCGGAGGGCCGCCAGUGAGGCCGAGGGACACAGAUGUGUGCGUGUGACCGGGGAGGGUGGUGCGCUGGAUAGUAGUGGCGGGCUGAUAGGUUACCAUCUGCUAGCCGGCGCAACAAUCGGAAACAGCCACAUUCCACACGCACUGUAUGUGUUGGAUCGUUCAUAGUUCUGUUCAGUUGAACAUGUAAGGAUAAAUCCUUUUAUUGCGACAUGCUCUGAUGCUGGUAUAUAGUUACUUACUAUAUAGUACCUAAGGUGUUUGUUUUUGCCGUUUACCCUAACAUGUUGGG